AUGAAGCGUUUUUUCAUUAUCAGCAAUCCUGCCACUGGGCAACUCAACCCUCUUCUGGCGCUCACUGAAGAACUGGUGAACCGUGGUCACCAGGUGGUCCUACUCUCGUCGGAAGAUGUUUUGAGGAAAGUGCAGAAGCUUCAGACCCUUUUCACCGAACUGGUGCCUCCGGCAGCGGACUCGUACCGUGACCUUGUUUUCCAUAUUCGCGACCUGAUUGAGAAGUACGACCCCGACCUUCCUAUUGUGGACAACUUUAGUCCUUUUGCCGUGGACGGCGUCCGUCUCAGCAAGCGUCCUUUCAUUGAGACUUCCCCUGGUGCUGCUUCGGCUGUUGCGAAGGAUGUGGGUCUCUGGCACUCGCCGAUGCCCAUGAGCGGUGGCCGUGCCAACACGGGUGGCCUUUUGACCUUUUUCCACAACAUCGCUUUUAUUUUUAUGUGGCUCAAGUUUGUUUUGUUCAACCCUUGGGCGAAGGCGCGUCGCAACUUCCGUGAGAAGGUUCUAGGUCUCGAGCCGAUUGACAUUGUUUGUGAUUCGAUCAUGACGCCGACUCCUGGUAUGCUUAAGGAGCAAAUCGCAACUAUUUCCUUCAACGUCGCCAACAUGGACUUUUACCAUCCCACUUCCUACGACAAGUCUGUCUAUUUCGUGGGACCUUGCUUCCCGCCCAAGGCUCCUGCGCAGCAGGCCAGCCCGAAGGCGUUGCAGCUUGGCCCCUCGAUGGCUGCGCCUAUGACGCCUCUGGAGAGCUCGCCCCCCAUGUCCAUUGCUUCGACCCCUACUGUUGUCGACAUGUCUCUGGACAAGGAGAUGUCUGCCGCACAGGCUAUAACCCGCACGGACCCUGUCAAGGCCUGGCUCGACCAAGCGCUUGUGAACGGCAAGCGUGUUGUAUACAUCAACAUGGGCAGCAUCUUCUACUACUCUCGCAAGGACUAUGACAACAUUGUUCAGGCCCUUUUGCGCUUGCGCGACCUUUUCCCGGAUGUUCAGGUUCUCUGGAAGGUCCCCAAGCUUCCUUACUCCUCGCAGCCGAUUCCCACCGCGGAUGAGGCGAAGCUCCCCCUUUAUAUCCGCCGCGAAGAGUGGAUCCCCAACGUUGAGACUGUAUUGGAGCACCCUGCCGUGGCUGUUUGCGUUCACCACGGUGGUGGUAACUCGUACAAUGAGGCUAUUUACCAUGGCGUUCCCCAGUUCUGCAUUUCGCAGUGGGUGGACACGCACGAUAUCGGUGCCUACAUUGUGCACUCGGGCAUUGGCCUUUGGGCGGACAAGUCGCCCUACUUUGACCCUGAGGACAUUAGCACGAAGCUCGCCAAAAUUCUCGAGGACAAGGAGAGCACUUUCAAGCACACCGCACUUGCUUGGAAGAUCCGUGCCCUUCAGGCUGGUGGCACGACUGCCGCUGCCAACAUUGUCGAGAUGCACUUGUCCAACUUUGACUUCCCUAAGGGCUCUAGCAAGAUGCCCUACAUUGCGUCCGCUUAA
Malassezia japonica is the source of this 1491-nucleotide messenger RNA. RefSeq lists its product as uncharacterized. The record is from RefSeq and is a predicted model, not a curated record. Bases 1 to 1491 code for a protein of 496 amino acids. The transcript has 2 exons. NCBI's taxonomy places the organism in Eukaryota, Fungi, Basidiomycota, Malasseziomycetes, Malasseziales, Malasseziaceae. Gene Ontology annotation, molecular function: UDP-glycosyltransferase activity.